This is a messenger RNA of Manduca sexta (tobacco hornworm), 1272 nucleotides long. RefSeq lists its product as uncharacterized. Gene Ontology annotation, cellular component: nucleus; cytosol. The transcript has 2 exons. Gene Ontology annotation, molecular function: protein-folding chaperone binding; Hsp90 protein binding. Gene Ontology annotation, biological process: protein folding; chaperone-mediated protein complex assembly. The record is from RefSeq and is a predicted model, not a curated record. Bases 246 to 713 code for a protein of 155 amino acids. NCBI's taxonomy places the organism in Eukaryota, Metazoa, Arthropoda, Insecta, Lepidoptera, Sphingidae.
CGACAUAAUAUGAAAAAUGACAAUUGACAUUUAUAGUUCAGUUUGAUUCUCAACAAUUCUCAAUUCCUACAAGAAAGAGAGUACUUUAAAAUCUUGGUUAAUUCAAUUAAUAUGAUACUGAAUAUUUGUUGCAAAUAAUCAUAAUUCCUGUGCCGUGUUUGCUGAAGUAAUUUUUUUUAUUGAACGAACAUUGAUCAGCUUUGCCGAAAAACAAGUUAAAAGAUUCCAGGUUAUACAUAAAAAUCAUGACGUCGCAAGUAAUUCCUACUCCCCCAUCAGUAUCAUGGGCCCAAAGAAGUGCUCGCGUAUUUUUAACUUUUAACGUAGAAUGUAAAAAACCCGACAUUAAAAUUGAGAAACAAACAAUAUCCUUUAGAGGAAUAUGUGAACCAGAAAAAAAAUUACAUGAAGUAGUCAUACCAUUGUAUGCUGAAGUGGAUCCAGAAAAAAGCAAAUAUAUUAAUAAAGGAAGGCUAGUUGAAGUCGUUUUAAGUAAAGAAAAUUCCGACCAACCCUUGUGGCCUUCUUUAACAAAUGACAAGAUGAAACACCACUGGCUCAAAGUAGACUUCAACCGCUGGCAAGAUGAUGAUGAUGAAGAGGAUGAUAUUGAAAAGUUUGAUGACAUUUUCUCAGGUGAUUAUGACAGAAUGCCUGUUGAAAAAGAUGAGUCCAGCUCUGCCGAGGAGGAAGAUCUUCCUGAUAUUGAAUAAAAAGAGCAACACACACACACACACCGGCAAAUAACCAAAAAUCUUAUCUGCUAGUUUAAAUAAAUUGUAUCUGUGGACAAUAUAUUUUGUGCUUUUAUACAAAGAAUGUGGGACUGAUAGCUUUUAAUGAAUAUAAGUUUAGGUUUGUUACAUUAUAAAAAAUUGUGUAUUUAAAUCAGAAGUGUGCAUUGGGAAUGUUUAUAAUUAUUUUCCCCUUCCCAGUACCAGGCAAAUCACAAUAUAUUUUAUUUUUGCCAUGUAUGUGUUAAGCAUGAACCUUAAAAAUAAAUCUUGUUCUAAGAUCUGAUAAAGUGAUGCGUUUUUAAUUAGUGGAAUUAUGCAGCUUCUUUUGUAUCAUUUCAAAUAGUAGUCAAGUUUCAGCAUACCUAACAUCAUAUCUAUAUUAAUAUUUGACAUAGCACUAUAAAUUAGAAGUCUUCAUUGUGUAUUUUGUAAACAAAAUAGCUACAAAGAAAACAUGAGAAGUUUUAAAGUUACAAUUUAAUUUACCAAUGUAGUGCAAUAUAUUUAAUGUGAUAAUUAAAAAGGUGAUUAAUCA